GCCGGAAGUAACCUGAACACAGAACCUGCCUUGUCUUUGGCUCUCUGGGCGCACAGUUAAGUUCUCCUGACGUGUUUUCAGGCUGUAGGUCCAUUAAAGGUUCUUUCCAAGACCAGGUGUGUGAUGUCAGAAGAAGACAUUCCUCGGUGUUGUCUGCUCUCCUGACGAAGGCUUCCAGAUGUCUGUGACACUGACAGCCAUGAGCAGCGGCGGCAAGCAGCGGCAGUGGGUGGAGUCUGAGGGGACCCAGCGCCGUCCUCGGGGUCCCUACAUCUCAGUCAUCACCAACAGAACCACCAACCUCCUGAUCCGGGGGUCCAUGCUGUUCUCCGUUGGUGUUUUCCUGGCUCUGGUGCUGAACUUACUUCAGGUUCAGAGGAACGUCACUCUCUUCCCGCCUGAUGUCAUCAGCAGCAUCUUCUCCUCCGCGUGGUGGGUUCCGCCGUGCUGCGGUACCGCCUCAGCAAUGAUCGGGCUGCUGUACCCCUGCAUCGACCGCCGGCUCGGGGAACCCCACCGGUUUAAGAGGGAGUGGUCCAGCGUGAUGCGCUGUGUGGCCGUGUUUGUGGGCAUCAACCACGCCAGCGCUAAAGUGGACUUUGCCAACAACAUCCAGUUGUCCUUGACUCUGGCGGCUCUCUCUAUUGGUUUGUGGUGGACAUUCGACCGUUCCCGCAGCGGCUUCGCCCUGGGGGUCACCAUCGCCCUGCUGGCGACGCUAGCCACCCAGCUGCUGGUCUACAACGGAGUCUUCCAGUACACCUCCCCAGACUUCCUCUACAUCCGCUCGUGGCUCCCCUGCAUCUUCUUUGCGGGGGUGAUCACCAUGGGCAACAUAGGACGGCAGCUUGCAUUGUAUGAACACAAGUUCCUUCUGGAGAAAACCCACCAGGACUGAGGGCCUUGCUGGCAGGCGGCGGGAAAGCGUCCUGCUUUGGCCCGAUCAAUGGGAUUCCUGAUCAGACUUCCAGCAGGUCUGGCGUUCUGCUCGGAGCUGAGGCGACUGGAGACCACAGACUUUCCGGCGUGUUUUCUUUUUCAUGUACCUGGAAUCAGAAACUUUGGCUCUAUGAGCCCUGUCUUCAUGUAUCAGUGGAGAACUCACCUGCUCCUCAGCUCACACCUCAGCAGGUGUGAACCAUCAAACCACACCUCCUUCUGGAUGUACUUCGUUGUCGUCCACUCUGGUACAUUACCGUGGGGGUGUCUGUCCCCGAACACGGUUUGACCAGGGUCACCUGACCAACAUCUCCAGGCAAUGGCUGCAUUUCCAUGACAGUUUUGGCUUAAAGACAUGAGCAGUAUUUAGGACUUUUGUUAAAACAGUGAAACGACUCACUUGGUGAGAGUCAAGUAAAGCAGUUUCCCCGGAUUGUUAUGUUCUGAAACAUGGAUAUCACAUAAGAACCAAGCAUGUGUAACAGUGGUAAAAAAAAACCCACGCCCUGAUGGACUCUACAUUUUAUGAGCUGCGUUAACAUUCCUGCAAAAGUCCUGCAAAAACUUGACUACUCUUCAUAAUGUCAAUAAAACCCAGUUGUUACA
This is a messenger RNA of Cololabis saira (Pacific saury), 1545 nucleotides long. RefSeq names its product insulin induced gene 2 (gene insig2). The coding region runs from base 179 to 898 and encodes 239 amino acids. Gene Ontology annotation, cellular component: SREBP-SCAP-Insig complex; endoplasmic reticulum. Gene Ontology annotation, biological process: cholesterol biosynthetic process; cellular response to insulin stimulus; SREBP-SCAP complex retention in endoplasmic reticulum. The record is from RefSeq and is a predicted model, not a curated record. The transcript is spliced from 7 exons. NCBI's taxonomy places the organism in Eukaryota, Metazoa, Chordata, Actinopteri, Beloniformes, Belonidae.